Papilio machaon (common yellow swallowtail) is the source of this 655-nucleotide messenger RNA. RefSeq names its product N-alpha-acetyltransferase 20 (gene Naa20A). The record is from RefSeq and is a predicted model, not a curated record. Lineage: Eukaryota; Metazoa; Arthropoda; Insecta; Lepidoptera; Papilionidae. The transcript has 5 exons. Gene Ontology annotation, cellular component: NatB complex. Gene Ontology annotation, biological process: N-terminal peptidyl-methionine acetylation. Gene Ontology annotation, molecular function: protein-N-terminal amino-acid acetyltransferase activity. Bases 104 to 625 code for a protein of 173 amino acids.
AAACUUUUUUAUUUCAUUAGCUUUCAAGUCUUAAGGGGCACAAAAUCUUGUCGGAAAUAAUACCUUAAAAUUUACAAAAAAUAUUAGUUAUUGUAGUAUAGAAAUGACGACGAUUCGGCCCUUUACGUGUGAAGAUAUGUUAUACUUUAACAAUGUAAAUUUAGAUCCCCUUACGGAAACCUACGGUUUGUCUUUUUAUACACAGUAUUUAGCACAUUGGCCGGAAUAUUUUCAAGUUGCAGAAUCGCCUAGUGGUGAAAUAAUGGGCUAUAUAAUGGGAAAAGCGGAAGGUCAUGGUGAAAAUUGGCAUGGCCAUGUAACAGCCUUAACUGUUAGUCCAGAUUACAGAAGAUUGGGCCUAGCUGCUACUUUAAUGAAUUUACUCGAAGAAGUGUCUGAAAAAAAAAAAGCUUACUUUGUUGAUCUCUUUGUGAGAGUCAGUAACAAAGUAGCAAUUAAUAUGUACAAAAAUCUUGGAUAUAUUGUAUAUAGAACUGUAUUGGAAUAUUAUUCUGGAGACCCUGAUGAAGAUGCUUAUGAUAUGAGAAAAGCCUGCUCAAGAGAUGUGAAUAAAAAAUCUGUUAUACCACUAUCACAUCCAGUUAGACCAGAAGAUGUUGAUUAAAAUAUUAUCAAAAUAAAUGUUUUAAUUCCA